Saccoglossus kowalevskii is the source of this 1638-nucleotide messenger RNA. RefSeq names its product target of EGR1 protein 1-like. Lineage: Eukaryota; Metazoa; Hemichordata; Enteropneusta; Harrimaniidae. Gene Ontology annotation, cellular component: Cajal body. Gene Ontology annotation, molecular function: 3'-5'-RNA exonuclease activity; snRNA binding; metal ion binding. Gene Ontology annotation, biological process: snRNA 3'-end processing. The record is from RefSeq and is a predicted model, not a curated record.
AUGGCAUGGUUUUCGCAGGUCCCCGUGGUAGAUGUCCACAAGGAUAAUUUUCAUGAACUCAGGCCGUCCAUGCAGCUCGCGAUCCAGUCGGCCACAUUUGUUGCUGCUGAUGCGGAGCUGAGCGGCCUUGGUCCAAGGAAGUUAUUGGUAGCACAUUCAGUGGAUGACAGAUAUAAAGCUAUGUGUGACAUUGCGAAAUCUAGAGCCCUGAUAUCCCUUGGACUCUCCUGUUUCAAAAUAAAUCCUCAACAGACUUGUGGUGAUGUUGUUUCAUUCACUGUUCAGUCAUUUGAUAUCACCAUGCUAUGCAAUGAAGACUACAUUGUUGAACCAGGUGCACUCUCUUUCUUGGUAGAACAUGGUUUUGAUUUCAAUAAACAGUAUUCAAAAGGCAUUCCCUAUUAUAGAGGAGUUGACAAGGGUGAUGGAUCAGAUGUUCAUCAAUUCAGAGAAUUAUUCUCGGAGAUAAUUAAAGCAGAAAAACCGUUGAUUUUUCACAAUGGAUUCCUUGAUCUUGUCUUUCUCUACCAGUGUUUUUAUUCAGAGCUGCCGUCGUCCAUGGCAACAUUCUUAGCAGAUCUUUCAGAGAUUUUCUCUGGGGGUUUGUUUGAUACGAAGUACAUUGCUGAGUUUCACUCCAGAAUGUCUGCAUCCUACUUGGAGUACGUCUUCAGGAAAAGCCAGAGAGAUAAUGCUGUGAACCAGUCCAAAGGAUUAAAACAUGUGACCAUUGGUUUUCCAAAUUAUCCUACCGCCAUGAAAUGUAUUGAAUAUCGACAAUGUGGGUUGCCUAGCAACAUCAUGGAACCUCUAGGAACAACAAAACUUGCAGUUGAACUUUGUAUGCAGUAUGCUGGUUACGGACACUGUCCUUUGAGUACCAAAUGUCCAAAGUCACAUGAUCCUGACCAGAUUCUGGAUCAGGAGGAUUCAGUUUGUGAAAACAAAAGAAAGAGAAAGAGGAAUCGGAAUAGACGUAAGAAUAAACAUAAAAUGGAGGAAAGUGAGACCAAGACGAGGAAAGUUGUUCAAGAUGGUUUGGUAAUUACGGAGCCUGCUGGUGAGACUGAUGAGAAUUACAUAGAUGCUAGGUUUGACAAGCAGCCAAAUGAUCCAGUACAUCUUGAUCUGAACACAAAUAAAUGUUCUGGCAGUGGAAUAGAAUCUGACAAAGCAAUGCAUUGUGGAACACAUGGUACUAUGCUCGAGGGGGAUGGAGAAAUGCAUCUUGGGAUGAAAGAUGAGUCUGGUAUCAAAAAGGAUGUGUUGGAAAGAACUGAAGAUAAAAAAACAAAGAAACGAGCAGAUGGCUCUGGAGAUGCUAAUGAAACUGGCACUAUGACUAGUGCAGUGGAGAAAGUUGGUUUACUACAAAAGCAGCGUAUGAGAGGACACCGUGCAGGUUUUGAUGCAUUCAUGACUGGUUUUAGUAUGGCUGCCUUUAUCGCUAAUCAUUCAACGCGAGGAAUCUCAGACACUGAAACGGAUUGUUCUUUUAUUGAGAAGUUUAGUCUUCAAGACAUUAUCAACAGGUUAUGCCUUAGUGGGAAGGAAAUUCCAUUACAUGUCAGGAAGAGUAAUUUCAGUAAGACAUCAGUCAACCACAGAAACAAGAUGAAGAAACUAAAAGAGGCUUGA